UGGGAGCGGGCAGCGGCGCGGAGCGGGUGGCCGGCGAUGGGCGAGGGCGCCCUGGCCCCGGGCCUGCAACUGCUGCUCCGCGCCUGCGAGCAAGGCGACACCGACACCGCGCGACGCCUGCUGGAGCCCGGCGCGGAGCCGGCCGUAGGACCAGAAGUGGGAGCCGAGCAGGCAGGGCCCGAGGCGGCCCGGGCGGCCGAGGCCGGAGCGCCGGUACCGGUGGACUGCUCGGAUGAGGCGGGCAACUCGGCGCUGCAGCUGGCGGCGGCCGGUGGCCACGAGCCGCUCGUGCGGUUCCUGCUGCGCCGCGGAGCCUCGGUCAACAGCCGCAACCACUACGGCUGGAGCGCGCUCAUGCAGGCGGCCAGGUGUGGGCAUGCGAGUGUGGCACAUCUCCUCUUGGAUCACGGGGCUGAUGUCAAUGCUCAGAAUCGGCUGGGUGCCAGCGUGCUCACCGUGGCUUCUCGGGGUGGCCACCUGGGCGUGGUGAAGCUGCUGCUGGAGGCUGGCGCCAUUGUGGAUCAUCACAGCCCGUCCAGUGAGUCACCAGCCACGGGAGGCAGCAAGGACGAGCUGCUGGGCAUCACGGCCCUGAUGGCUGCCGUUCAGCACGGGCAUGAGGCCGUGGUACGCCUCCUGAUGGAGUGGGGUGCGGACCCCAACCACACAGCCCGGACCGUGGGCUGGAGCCCCCUGAUGCUGGCGGCCCUCCUUGGGAAGCUCAGCGUGGCACAGCAGCUGGUUGAGAAGGGAGCCAACCCCGACCACCUCAGUGUGCUGGAGAAGACGGCCUUCGAGGUUGCCCUUGACCGCAAGCACAGGGAUCUGGCUGACUACCUGGACCCGCUGACCACUGUCAGGCCGAAAACAGAUGAGGAGAAAAGUCGGCCUGACAUCUUCCACGCGCUGAAGAUGGGAAACUUUCAGCUGGUCAAGGAAAUCGCCGAUGAAGACCCUAACCACGUGAACCUGGUGAACGGGGACGGGGCAACCCCACUGAUGCUGGCGGCCGUCACAGGGCAGCUGCCCCUGGUACAGCUGCUGGUGGAGAAGCACGCAGACAUGAACAAGCAGGACAGUGUGCACGGCUGGACGGCCCUCAUGCAGGCCACCUACCACGGAAACAAGGAAAUUGUCAAGUAUCUGCUCAAUCAGGGGGCCGAUGUUGCUCUACGUGCCAAAAAUGGGUACACGGCCUUCGACCUGGUGAUGCUACUGAAUGAUCCUGACACUGAACUUGUUCGACUGCUGGCAUCUGUGUGCAUGCAAGUGAACAAGGACCGAGGCCGGCCCAGCCACCGGCCCCCGCUGCCCCACUCAAAGGCCAGGCAACCCUGGAGCAUCCCCAUGCUGCCGGAUGACAAGGGAGGCCUGAAGUCCUGGUGGAGCCGGAUGUCUAAUAGGUUCCGAAAGCUGAAACUUAUGCAGACCCUGCCACGUGGGCUGGCUGCCAACCAACCUUUGCCUUUCUCUGAUGAGCCUGAGCUGGCACUGGACUCAACCAUGCGGGCGUCCCCCCAGGACAGGACUAGCCACCCUGGGCCACCGGAAGCAGCCCAUGCGACCAAAGACAGUGGUCCUGGGAGCCCGAGAAGAGAGAAGGAAGAUGUGUUACUGACAACCAUGCUACGGAAUGGAGCUCCCUUCCCCCGGCUCCCCAGUGACAAGCUGAAGGCCGUCAUCCCACCCUUCCUGCCCCCAUCCAGCUUCGAGCUGUGGAGCUCGGACAGGUCUCGCACAUGUCACAACGGGAAAGCAGACCCCACAAAGACCGUGCUGCCCCCAAGAGCCAGCAGGGCCCACCCUGUGGGCUGCGUGGGCACAGACACAGCUGCUGGCCGGCCAGUGAAAUUCCCCAGCAUCUCCCGAAGCCCCACCUCCCCUGCCAGCUCCGGGAGCUUCAACCAUUCACCUCAUUCCUCAGGAGGUGCCAGUGGCAUUGGGGGCAUGAGCAGACUGGGUGGGGAGCUGCAUAACCGCUCAGGUGGCAGCGUAGACAGUGUCUUGUCCCAGAUCGCUGCUCAGAGGAAAAAGGCAGCUGGAUUGUCUGAGCAGAAGCCUAGCCAGCGGUCCAGUCCCGUGGGGCCAGCGCCAGGUUCCAGCCCGCCUGAGCUUCCAGCCUCCCUUGUGGCCAGUGGUGGUGGCUCUUCCAGUGGAACUUCCAGCACCAAGAAACUGGACCCCAGCAAACGGCCCCCAUCUGGAACGUCUGCUGCCUCUAAAAGCACGUCCCCUACCCUCACGCCCUCGCCCUCUCCCAAAGGCCAAGCUGCGGAAUCCUCCGUGUCCUCCUCGUCCUCCCAUCGGCAGUCCAAGAGCAGUGGGGGCUCCAGCAGCGGCACCAUCACAGACGAGGACGAGCUGACUGGAAUACUUAAGAAGUUGUCCCUAGAGAAGUACCAGCCCAUCUUUGAGGAGCAAGAGGUGGACAUGGAAGCCUUCCUCACUCUCACCGAUGGCGACCUGCAGGAGCUGGGUAUUAAGACGGAUGGUUCCCGGCAGCAGAUCCUGGCUGCCAUCUCCGAGUUGAAUGCAGGCAAGGGCCGUGAGAGGCAGAUUCUACAGGAAACCAUUCACAACUUCCACUCUUCCUUUGAGAGCAGCGCCAGCAACACCAGGGCCCCCGGCAACAGUCCCUCCAUGGCCGGAUGGAUAAAGCCAGAAGAAGCAGUGUCUAGCAAGAGGUAGCUGCAGCUGUGCAAGAGGGAGCUGUGGUUGUGAUGGCUCUGCUGGCAUCAGAGCCCUGGGAUAUUGAGGGCUGAGCAGGGAAUUGCCGCCCUUCUCUUGCCUGGAUUAUUUCUUCACUGGAACUCACAGCAAGUGGACAGAAGACUGGCUGAUGCAGUAUGCAAGGGCCAGGGAUGCCCCUCUCUUGCUAAUGCUUUGGAGAGGCUAAGUUGGAGGCCACAUGGCUGCAGAUGUAAACCCUAAUCUCUACAUGCAAGUAGGUGCUACCCUUCAAGGCCUGGGACCCUUCCAGGAAAGAUGCUGCACACAGAUGAAGCCCUGCAGAAGGUGUGGUGCAGUACCCCACUCUGGCAGUCCUUGUUCAUUUUAAGCAAUCACCUGUUCAACAUGUGAGGACAUGUAAUGCUGUCCCUAAUGAAGCUGGGGCCAAAUUCUGCAGGCUGCCAUGGAGAGACAGCCGAGACACUUGGGAGUGUCACACUUUCCAGUUGCUUCCAGCGGGUCGGCCAGGCUCCGCCUGCUCUUGGGGCGCUGCAGGAGCAGACUUGGACACACAUGUGGUUGCAGCCCAAUGGGAGCACACAUGGACAGUGGGCUGAAGGUGCAGGAGGGAGCUGUGGAUGAAGAGCCACACACGAGAGCACCAAGCCCACUUCUCUGACUUCAGUUCCUCCAGGGCACCUCAGAGCGGGGUCCUGCUUCCCACGAGAGCCCCCCCCCCAAGACCAAUAGACACAGCCCCAGGCAUCUUCAUCAAGAUACCCUGGUGGCAGGACUGGAGUGUGACUUUGUCCCAAGCCACACUAGGGUGUCUGCACCCAAUGGUCAGAGAUGGCGGUGCCAUUUUGUUUCAGCCUGCAGUUCUCAUUUUCUUCACUUCAGACAUACAUUAUUUCCACAUAAAGACUUGAUUCUUAGAAAGACUUUUGCUUGCCAAACUGCAUAUAUUAAAAAUGGGAAAUGUGUCUCCUGUCUCUGUGCUCUUCAGGGCACAGCAUGCAGCGGGGGUCCCUCCUAUGCCCCUGUAACAUGCUGCAGGGUGUUUCUGUGUCCCACCUUACCCCAUCUCCACAGUAACCCUUUGAGGCAGCUGGAACCUUUAAUUCCUGUCAGUUUGGGGACUAUUGACACACCGAUAGUAACCGGCUUUGUGAAGGUCAAACCCAGCUAAUGAGGGACACUCGUUUGAAUGCAGGUCUCACCUCUGAGUCCAUCUUCCUGCUGUCUGGCUGCCUGUCAGCAAUGAGUAACCCAGCCAGCAACCAAACAAAUGAUACUUUGUCAUUUCCUCCUUGAAGUUUGUUUACAGUGGGGAGGGGGUACAAAGUGCUAUAAAUAGCUUGGAAAGCUCUCCUUGUUUCUGUGAAGAACUGUGCCUCAGCCACCUGGAGCACAGGCAAACAGAAGGUGGUGUCUAGGUGUGUGGAGACGGGGGAGCCUAUGGACAGGCCAAUUCCCCAUGAGGAAGAACACUCAGAGACCAGCGCUGCCAGGAGGGAGAUUCCCCCAGAGGGGCACAGAGGUGCCCUGUGUGCUGAGCUAGCUAGAGGGGAAUUCAGACUAGUGAAGAAUGGACUGGCAGGUGUCAGUAGCAGGUAGAAGUGACAGGAAUGGGUGCCCAAUCGCUCCAAUAACCAUGAAAAAGUAGGAAGCAGGAGAGAGUCUUCAAUAAGUAAAACAGAAUGUCCACCUAGCCCGGCUGGGGUGAAGCUCAGCGGUAGAGUGUUUGCCUCUACGUUUGCAAGACCCUGGUAUGGAGCCCAGAACCGGAAGGUGUAAGUACAGAGUAUAUCUAACCCAGAAGUUCCUCAGCGUAUUUCCAAAGGCAUUGGAAAUCAUGUUCCAAUGUGACCUCACCUUCACAGGUGCAUGGAGGUGGCAGUGCCCGGGUCUUGGUUUCUUCUGUUGCUGCCGACAAAUGUGUAUUGAGGAGGAAAGGUUCCAUUUGGCUCGCUGUUCCACGUUACAGUCCACCAUGGCAAGGGAGUCCUGAGGCUGGAGCUUGAGAG
This is a messenger RNA of Chionomys nivalis (European snow vole), 4697 nucleotides long. RefSeq names its product ankyrin repeat and sterile alpha motif domain containing 6 (gene Anks6). The transcript has 16 exons. Gene Ontology annotation, cellular component: cytoplasm. The record is from RefSeq and is a predicted model, not a curated record. Gene Ontology annotation, molecular function: protein binding. Lineage: Eukaryota; Metazoa; Chordata; Mammalia; Rodentia; Cricetidae. Gene Ontology annotation, biological process: innate immune response. The coding region runs from base 37 to 2688 and encodes 883 amino acids.